Molecule: messenger RNA, 1737 nt
Organism: Ostreobium quekettii
Lineage: Eukaryota; Viridiplantae; Chlorophyta; Ulvophyceae; Bryopsidales; Ostreobiaceae
Source: the annotation of a GenBank genome assembly
AUGAGGACGUCGCAGGGGCCCGCGAAGCCGGAGGGGCGCGGUGUGACGUUCUCCUUCUCGAACGUGCCCCUCCCCGGCGUGGACGUCUCCGGCCCGGGGGGCAGGAGGCGCGGCAGCAGCCCGCUGGCCUCCAUGGGCGCCUCCGCGAUCGCCGUGCCCAGCGGGCUGCCGGGCAUGGACCCAAGAUCGCACUUCACGUUGCAGGAGGGGUGUGUCGGAUCGGGCAGGGCGGAGUCGAGAAAGGGCGGGAACCCGGUGGCGUGGGUGGCUCAGGGGGUGGAGGGGGCGCUGGACGAUCACCUUUUCAGCACGUUUCGAGAGAUGGACGCCAGCGGGCGGGGGCUGGUGUACGAGGCGGAUCUGUUGCAAUACGCCGCCAGGCACGGCCUGCCGACGGAGUACGUGCGGCACUUCAUCCAGGCGGUGAUUAAGGCCGCCUCCAGGGCCGUGAAUAAGGAGCCCAGCCGGCGGUCGUUCGACUACAAGGCCUUCCGCGCGUACGCCAACAGCCGGGAGGCCGCGCUGAGGAGGGCAUUCGACCUGUUCGACGUGGAUCGCGACGGCAGCAUUGACAGCGCCGAGCUGGAGCGCGGCCUGUCGCACGUGCGCGUGUGCUGCCCCAAGUCGGGGUGCGUGUACAAGAACAGGCAGCAGUGCGUGCGGGACCUGCUGGGGCGGGUGGACUUCGACGGGAGCAAGUCCAUCGAGUUUUGGGAAUUUAGGAAGUUCUUCUUGCUGCUGCCCCAAGACGACAUGCUGGUGGAAUACUGGCUGAGCGCACGGUCGGGCGCCAAGUGCGACAUCGCCGGCUGCGUGGUGCUGCGGGGGGAUGAGAAGGCGCGCGGGAAGCCGUGGGGCCACCUCUUCGCGGGCGCCAUGGCGGGCGUCACCUCCAGGACGGCCACCGCGCCUCUGGAGACGCUGCGCCUGCGCGGCAUGACGGGCGCCAUCCCCCUGGGCCUCUCCCCCAUGGACGCCGCCAAGUCGCUGGUCGAGCAGUCCGGCUGGCGCGCUCUCUACAGGGGCAACCUGACCAACGUGCUGCGCUCCGCGCCGCAGAAAGCCCUAGACUUCUUUGCCUUCGACGCCUACAAGACCGCGCUGGCCUCUGCGGUGCCCGCCGGCCCCCUGCACAGCCUCACGGCCGCCGGCCUCGCGGGCGCCACCAGCAACUUCAUCCUCUACCCCCUGGAGGUGGUGCGCAGCCGCCUGACCGUGGACGCCACCGCGCGCUACCGCGGCGUGGCCGACGCGCUGGUGAGGAUCGUGCGGGAGGAGGGCGCGCCUGCGCUGUACCGGGGCGUGGGCCCCAGCGUGCUGGCCAUCAUUCCCGAGGCCGCCAUCACCUACGGCCUGUUCGACCUGCUGAAGAAGUCCUACACCAAGCUCUCCGCCGGCCGGGAGCCCAGCAUCGUGCAAUCGCUGUCCUUCGGCGUGUUCUCGGCGUUCAUGGGCCAGGUGGUGGCCUUCCCGCUGGAGACGGUGUCCAGGCGGCUGCAGGUGCAGGGUGGUGGGGAGUUCAUGGGGGCGCUGAACAAUGUGCUGCGGGAAGGCGGGCCCAGGGCGCUGUACAGGGGCAUCGGGCCGGCGUGCCUGCGGGUGGUGCCCAUGGCCGUGGUGUCGUUUGGGACGUACGAGGGCGUGAAGCUGUGGAUCAACGCGCUGGAGGAGAGGGCGGACGCGCGGCGGGCCAGGAAGGAGUGCGGGAUGUGUCCGCAGCAGUGCUAUGGAGACUGA